AUGGGAGAACAGCGCCGGCGGACUGGGACUUUCGGGAGUCUCGCGACCAAAUCCCGGGUCACCAAGGAGACCAAGCUCCGGCUGCGCGUCAUCUUCCUGGAUGACAGCGAGCGCACGUUCGAGGUGGAGCCCAAAGUUUUAGGAGGUGACUUCUUCAACAAAGUGUGCGGUCAUCUGAAACUGCUGGAGAAAGAAUACUUUGGCCUGGAGUUCAGACACCACAGUGGAAAUUAUGUUUGGUUAGAACUGCUGAAGCCGCUAGUUAAACAGAUUACAUACACCAAUGAUUUAUUCUUCAGGUUUAUAGUCAAAUUCUUCCCACCAGAUCCUGGACAACUAAAGAAAAGCCUCACCAGGUAUCUUUUUGCCUUACAGAUAAAGCAGGAUUUGGCCAAUGGCAGUCUGACGUGUAACGACAACAGCGCCGCCCUGCUGGUCUCACACAUACUGCAAUCAGAGAUAGGGGAUUAUGAUGAAGACUUGGACUGUCAACAUUUGGAGAUGAAGCACUAUGUCCCCAACCAGGAGUAUCUGGACCACAAGAUCAUCAAGUUUCAUAAGAAACACAGAGGAGUCUCUCCGGCUGACUCUGAUGUCCACCUGCUGGAAGUGGCAAGGAAGCUGGAAAUGUACGGCAUCAGGCCUCACCCUGCCCACGAUGGGGAGGGAAUGAGGAUUAACCUGGCGGUCACACACUCUGGAGUGCUUGUCUUUCAGGGAAACACCAAAAUCAACACAUUUAGCUGGGCAAAGAUUCGCAAGCUAAGCUUCAAACGCAAGCAUUUCCUUAUCAAACUACACGACCAAGUUGGGCCUUCGUGUAAGGACACUCUGGAGUUUGCCAUGGCCAGUCGUGAUGUGUGUAAAUCGUUCUGGAAGACGUGUGUGGAGUACCACGCUUUCUUUAGGCUGGCUGAGGAGCCCAAGGCCAUACAUAAAUCUCUGCUGUCCUGUAAGGGCUCCAGGUUCAGAUACAGUGGGAGAACCCAGAAACAGCUCCUAGAGUGCAUGGGAUCAGGAGAGAAGAAGCCUCUGCCCUUUGAAAGGAGCCACUGUCACUCAGACUAUGAUCCCAGACAGUGUCGAUCUUCUCCUGAUCUUCUCACUGAUGUUUCCAAAGAGAUGUAUGAACAGUCUUACCCAUUCCACCAACUGCCUCGGCAAAGUCGCGCUCUGGCGGUUUACAGUCAGGAUGAGAUGGACCCUCAACACAGAGGCAUCAACAACAUUGAAAUCAGUGGAGGAGUCGCCAAACGCAGCCUAUCGUCUGUUGAGGUCAGCCACCGGCCAUACCCAUGUCAAGUCACCCCCCUAUACCCAUCUCUCUACCAGUCAACCCCCUCGCCAAAGAUGCGGUCCGCCUCCACCUCUUUGAUGGAGGACGAGAGAGGGCCUCGGAAUGGAGGGCAAAGGCAGGCUCAGAGGCUGGCAGGUGUCUACGGCAACCGGUCCCGGCGUCGGCCAAACCCCCAACCACACCCCGACGCUGUGCAGCAGCUGGUCCUCCUCUACCCCAACACCCCUGCGUACCAGUACCACCCCGUCCUGCCCUCGUUCCCACUAUCCGGGUCCACUCCACUCAACCGACAGCCCUAUUUGUCCGACUACGUCGCCUUCUCCUCACUGGAGCGUUUCCCGCACGCAAGGAGACAGGAGUAUAUGCCGGUGGAGCGCGUCCCACGGCCUGCUUUUUACCCCUUACGAAGCGACCUGCCACCUCUUUCGCCGAUGAGGAGGAACAUUCGGCCGUCUGGCUCAGGGGCGCUGGGACUGACCAGGGCCUACCCACCAGGAGGCAACGGGUCCAGGCUUCUGGGAGGUGGACACACUGAGGCGGGGCACUACAGUGAUGACUGUACCUUCCUGCCGGGGCUGCCUCGCCGCGUGGCGAGCCAGCCCGAUGUCAAGUUCCAUCUUUCCAGGAGGGCGAAUCCCGCCUUUAACCCUGCCUCGGAAUUCCGACCACUUGGUUACUACCCUCACCUUACACGUCCCUCCAGGCCCACCUAUCUCCCACUCAACUCCUCCCCUCUGCCCGAACGGCCCACGUCAGUGUGCAUGAUUGGUGGCACCACGGGAAGCUACAGCGACUCUGAUCCAGAGGUUUUCUACCCCUAUUACUGCCCGCCCCCUCAGCUGGGAAGGGUUGUACGGUCGGCCGGACUAGCCAGGAUGAGGUUUUCCUCUGGAAGCCUUCAACUGGAUGAGGAGGAAGAGGGGGAGGAAGAGGAAAAGGUGGCUGGGGCAGCUAAAGAGACUUCAACAACACAUUUAAUGGAUAACCGGGGAAAAAAAGAAUCAAGUGGAGCGGGCACAAAAGGGGAGAAAAAGAUUACUCAAGUCACACUGUAG
Molecule: messenger RNA, 2352 nt
Organism: Menidia menidia (Atlantic silverside)
Lineage: Eukaryota; Metazoa; Chordata; Actinopteri; Atheriniformes; Atherinopsidae
Source: the annotation of a GenBank genome assembly